AUGGCACCACAAGAGAACCAUAUUCACGUCGGGACGAAGCGAGGAGACACCACCAUAAACGUCCAAAAGCUGCUAGACAAGCCAUGGUACAAGUACAAACACCUAAGAAGAUUAUAUGGAUGGCUCUGUGUGGUUCUCAUUGUGCAGGCCACGAACGGACUUGACGGCUCGAUCAUGAAUGGAAUGCAGACCUUGACAUAUUGGCAAUCCUACUUUCAUCAUCCGACAGGUGCUCAGCUCGGCAUCUUCAAUGGCACUCAGGGACUCGGCGGCGUCAUAUCACAGUUCUUCUUGUGGUGGCUUGUCGAGAAGGUCGGCCGCAGGCUGAUUAUUAUAUCCGGGGCGGUCAUCAUCAUUAUCGGCGUGUUCCUGCAGUCCUUCGCUCAGGGGAUAGCUAUGUUUGCAGUUUCCCGUUGUAUUAUCGGCCUGGGACUGAGCUUCGAGUAUACGGCUGCCCCAAUGCUUGUCUCUGAGCUGGCACACCCUACCCAUCGAGCCCAGCUAUCGACACUGCUCAACACUUUGUACUACUUCGGCGCCACCCUGGCAGCUUGGAUCACGCUCGGAACGCUCUCAAUCAAAAGCGACUGGAGCUGGCGCAGCGUGUCCCUGAUCCAGAUGUUCCCAUCCCUGAUCUCGGUUUCGCUUACAUGGUUCGUCCCAGAAUCUCCGAGGUGGCUGUGCUCCAAAGGCCGAAAUGAAGAAGCAUUCAAGACCCUCGUCGACUGGCACUGCGGCGGCAACGAAGCCGAUCCCCUUGCGACCUUCGAGUACAACGAGAUCGUCCAUACCCUCGCGUACGAGAAGGAGCACGGUAGCAGAAGUUGGCUUGACCUUGUCCGUACCCCUGGUAAUCGCCAUCGCACGUGGAUUGUGGUUACUUGCUCCAUCCUCAGCCAAGCUACUGGUCAGACUAUCAUCGGGUACUACCUGGUGUUGAUUUUGAGUGGCAUAGGCAUCACCAAUCCACGACAUCAAUCAAUCAUCAAUGGAUGUCUUACGAUGUGGAACAUGGGAUGGGCCUUCUGGGGUGCCUACGUGAUCGACAAGUUUGGUCGCCGGCCGAUGCUCUUGACAUCCCUCAGCGGCAUGCUCUUUUGCGGUUUCUUGCCAUGGACAAUCUGCAGUGCGUUGUACGUUUCCGAGGGAGUCAAGAAUGCCGGCCCCGCUGUGAUUGCGUUCAUCUUCAUCUUCAACGCAUUUUACGCCACAACAUGGAACGGAAUCUUGACGGGAUAUACUGUCGAAGUCAUGAGCUACGACAUCCGACCGAAACUCAUCUGCACGCAGAACUUGCUCAACCCCGUCGCCCUCAAGAAUAUCGGCUGGAAAUACUACCUGAUCAUCAACAUUAUCAUCAUCAUCGCCAUCGUGGUCGUAUACUUCACAUAUCCGGAAACCAGCAAAAUCACACUCGAAGAAGUGUCGGUCAUAUUCGACGGCGAGCAUGCUGUCAAGAACGAUAUCCUGCAGAAGAUGGAGACCAAUCCUGGCGAGGAGGAUGCCGCGGGCGCGGAUGACAAAAAGGGAACAGUGGAGAUCAUUGAGAGAGAGCACGUUGAAGAAGUCAAGUAG
This is a messenger RNA of Cladophialophora yegresii CBS 114405, 1575 nucleotides long. RefSeq lists its product as uncharacterized. The transcript is spliced from 5 exons. Gene Ontology annotation, biological process: transmembrane transport; carbohydrate transport. Gene Ontology annotation, cellular component: membrane. Gene Ontology annotation, molecular function: carbohydrate:proton symporter activity. Bases 1 to 1575 code for a protein of 524 amino acids. The record is from RefSeq and is a predicted model, not a curated record. Lineage: Eukaryota; Fungi; Ascomycota; Eurotiomycetes; Chaetothyriales; Herpotrichiellaceae.